AUGGGAUUUUUGAGUGGAGUGCUUGAGGCGGUGAAAAACACUCAGACAUACAAUGUAGGUAAAAAUACAUUAAAUUCGGUAUGUAACGUAAUUAACACUCAUCUUUGUUCAGGUCACGAUGGUUUCACUAAGCUUCUUCCCAGCCUGACUAGGGAGAUCGGGAGGUACAACACAGAAGUGAGAGACUCCAAUGAGAAAGUUAAGAAGCCCAUUGAAGAGUUGUUGAAUGAGGUGGGUGAUGCAUUUAAAAACAAGGUAAAUGAUUUAUUGUCAGGUCCAAAUGAUCACGAGAAUGUCGACAAAGUCCAGGCGGCGGAGAAGCAAGUGAACGAAACGUUGGCCAAUGACAUAAAAACAUUCACUAAUAAAUUUAAUGUAGCUUUUCAAUUUAAAGAUAAUAAAGUAGAUAAAGCAGAGAUGAAAACCGCGAUAAGGUAUCUAAAUCCCACGUUGCAAGUCAGGGUGAACAGCGCCUUGAAGGCAGUGCACCAUGAGAUUAAGAGGCUGGAAGAGCUGUCGACGAAGGAGCAUAAGAAUUUGGAAGCGACAACGAAUUUGAUUAAUGCUAAACUCACAGAAAUUAAAUGCACCGUAACAGAACAAAUUAAAUUAAAAAUUAAUGAACUUGUUGAGGGUCUGAGAAAUCUCCUCAAGUUCAUGUUGUCUGCCCCUUGA
This is a messenger RNA of Babesia bigemina, 675 nucleotides long. RefSeq lists its product as hypothetical. Bases 1 to 675 code for a protein of 224 amino acids. The transcript has a single exon. The record is from RefSeq and is a predicted model, not a curated record. NCBI's taxonomy places the organism in Eukaryota, Apicomplexa, Aconoidasida, Piroplasmida, Babesiidae.